AUGAAAACUACUUUCCUUGGAUGCCCAUAUGCCUCCACCAAUUCAAAAAGGAAUGCAUUCACUCUAUUUUGUAAAGAUAUUUCGAUUACAAUCUGUAACGUCGACCAUCUCGAAAAUGAAACAGUAAGAAAAUAUAUUAGAAACUUUUUAGGUUUUCGAAAUAAUGAUAAACAAUCAUUUAAAGUUCCAGAAGAUCAUCCACUCCAAAUAAAGUGUAGAGGUUGCCCUGCUUCAAUCGAUGAUUCAUUAAAAAUUCGUGGUCUUAAAUUACCUAAAAUAGAUUCAAAUUUCUUUUAUUUUUGUUCAAUUGAAUGCUUUUAUACGGUUUGUUCGAUAGCUAAGGGUGGUGAUUUUGCUGCUACAAUUGAUGAAAAUAGAAAAGAAAGAGGUGCUUGUUUUGUGUACUAUGAUGAUUUUUUGAGCGAUGGUGGCACAAAAUUUUUUGGUACCACUCAAAGAACUGAACACAAUAGUAACUACAAUAAUAGUAAUAAAAUCAAUAAAUUCGAUGAAUUUUUAGAAGGAAAUGUAUUAAAUACUAAUAGUAAUAGUAGCAACUAUAAUAAUAGUAGUAAUUACAAUGGACUCAAAUUGGGUAAUAAUAAAAAUUCAUAUGGUAAUUUAAUGAGUUUUGCAAAUUAUCAAGAUAAUCUUAGAAAUUGUAAACAAGAUGAAAACACAUGGAAUUUUAAAUUGAAAAUAUAA
Molecule: messenger RNA, 705 nt
Organism: Dictyostelium purpureum
Lineage: Eukaryota; Evosea; Eumycetozoa; Dictyosteliales; Dictyosteliaceae
Exons: 2
Coding region: 1-705 (234 amino acids)
Source: RefSeq, a predicted model, not a curated record